Messenger RNA from Bursaphelenchus xylophilus (pine wood nematode), 921 nucleotides. Lineage: Eukaryota; Metazoa; Nematoda; Chromadorea; Rhabditida; Aphelenchoididae. The record is from the annotation of a GenBank genome assembly.
AUGACAGUAUUUGUGUUUAUUCAGAAUGGCUUCGCAGCGGAUAUAAACCCAUUUUGUUAGUUGUAAAUAUCCUCGGGGUUGAUGCAUAAGAUCUUUUAGCUGAGGAUUCAAUCGACGUUGUGUUAAAUAAUGAAGAACCGCGCAGUUUCCUCGACAUCCCCGAAGGGCUGGAGUAUCUUGGCGAGACCUUAUUGAAGGACAAAUACAAUGAGCUGAAAAUAUGCGUUUCAUUUUUCUCACGGAAUCGAUGGACUCGAAUAUCUGCAAGAGAUCUCGGGAAAGCGAUGAAAGGUGGCUUAAAAUCGCAUUAGCUUUUUCCAUCGACUUAACAUAUCUUGUUCAGAGCUUGCGACUCAUGUGAAAACAGUCAGUUUGGACAUCCGUUCCGUGCAUUGUUCAUACUCAUCCGCCUCAUUUCUGGAAGAGUUCGCGUCGUCGGUAACCCACCUAAAAUGCAAUUAUCAAAGCCUAAAGUCGUUUGUCGGAUGCCAUCUAAACACUGUUGAGAUUAAAAGUGAAUUUGGUUUAUCAGGAUGUAAGUCACCAAGUCUCAAGCAACACAACGUGUAUUUUAGACACAGCUCCUCUCUUCCGGCUGGACGUUAGCACGAUAGUUCUUGGCCGAUACAUGAAAUUGGAAGAGUUUUGCAGAGCCAGGUACAUGGCAAAUACAUAUAAAUAUUUUAAAGCUAGUGGCUUCACAAAUUAGAUUUCAGCCUUCCCAAUCAAUCCACCGUGAAACAUCUCUCCUGUAGCAUGAAUCUUGAGACCAAUGUGGCAAAAGAAUAUUACGAGGAGAUUUUCCGAUACCUUCCAGUCUUAAUGCCCGACUUGGAAGAGGUGACGUUCAGGUGCUCUUAUCGAAGCUUCGGCACUGAUAUGAGUGGUUCUCUCUGUUUUCGUGACAUGAUUGGAGGCUGA